AGCUGGAGAAAGUGUUCGCCGAGCACCAGAUCUCCUUCAGCGGCCAGUUCCUCGUCAAGUCCGGCUAUGCCUUUGUGGACUGCCCCGACGAGCAGUGGGCCAUGAAAGCCAUCGAAACUUUCUCGGGGAAAGUGGAGCUCCAUGGGAAGCAGCUGGAGAUCGAACACUCGGUGCCCAAAAAGCAAAGGAGCCGGAAGAUCCAGAUCCGGAACAUUCCGCCGCAGCUGCGAUGGGAGGUUUUGGAUGGGCUGCUGGCCCAGUACGGCACCGUGGAGAGCUGCGAGCAGGUGAACACGGACAGUGAGACCGCCGUGGUGAACGUCACCUACGCCAACCGGGAGCAGACCCGGCAGGCCAUCCUGAAGCUGAACGGGCACCAGCUGGAGAGCCACGCUCAGGUCUCCUACAUCCCAGACGAGCAGCCCGAGCAGGGCGGCGGCGGGGCGGGCGGCGCGUGGCGGGGCCCGCCGGGCUCCCCCCUGCCCGCGGGGGCGCCCCCCAAGGCGCCGCCCCCCGACGUGCCCCUGCGCCUCCUGGUGCCCACCCAGUUCGUGGGCGCCAUCAUCGGCAAGGAGGGCGCCACCAUCCGCAACAUCACCAAGCAGACGCAGUCCAAGAUCGACGUGCACCGGAAGGAGAACGCGGGCGCGGCCGAGAAGGCCAUCAGCAUCCACUCCACGCCCGAGGGCUGCUCGGCCGCCUGCAGGAUGAUCCUGGACAUCAUGCACAAGGAGGCCAAGGACACCAAGACGGCUGACGAGGUCCCCCUGAAGAUCCUGGCCCACAACAACUUCGUGGGGCGCCUGAUCGGCAAAGAGGGACGGAACCUCAAGAAGGUGGAGCAGGACACGGAGACCAAAAUCACCAUUUCCUCGCUGCAGGAGCUGACCCUGUACAACCCCGAGCGCACCAUCACGGUCAAGGGCUGUCCCGAGAGCUGCUGCCGCGCCGAGCAGGAGAUCAUGAGGAAAGUGCGCGAGGCCUACGAGAACGACGUGGCGGCCAUGAGCCUGCAGUCCCACCUCAUCCCCGGGCUGAACCUGGCCGCCGUCGGGCUCUUCCCGGCCUCCUCCGCGGCGGUGCCGCCGCCCCCGAGCGGCGUCUCCGGGGCCACUCCCUACAGCUCCUUCCUGCCCCCCGAGCAGGAGACCGUGCACGUGUUCAUCCCGGCGCAGGCGGUCGGGGCCAUCAUCGGCAAGAAGGGCCAGCACAUCAAGCAGCUCUCGCGCUUCGCCAGCGCCUCCAUCAAGAUCGCGCCCCCGGAGACGCCGGACUCCAAGGUGCGCAUGGUGGUGAUCACCGGCCCGCCCGAGGCGCAGUUCAAGGCGCAGGGCAGGAUUUACGGGAAGCUGAAGGAGGAGAACUUCUUCGGGCCCAAGGAGGAGGUGAAGCUGGAGACGCACAUCCGAGUGCCAGCCUCAGCCGCCGGCCGCGUCAUCGGCAAGGGCGGCAAGACCGUGAACGAGCUGCAGAACCUGACGGCGGCCGAGGUGGUGGUGCCGCGGGAGCAGACCCCGGACGAGAACGAGCAGGUGAUCGUCAAAAUCAUCGGGCACUUCUACGCCAGCCAGAUGGCGCAGCGCAAGAUCCGCGACAUCCUGGCGCAGGUGAAGCAGCAGCACCAGAAGGGCCAGGGCGGCCAGAGCCAAUCCCGGAGGAAAUAGGGAUCCCAAAUCCCGGGAGAACGAGGACACGGCACGGCCAGGCCGGGCUCUGAGUGCCUGGGAAUCAGCAACCGCAGGGAGACGGGGAGCGGGGAAUCCGCAGGGAGACAGGGAAUGUGCAGGGAGACAGGGAACCCGCAGGGACGGGAAUCAAUCCACAGGGAUCGGGAAUGUGCAGGGAGACAGGGAAUCCGCAGGGAGACAGGGAAUCAAUCCGCAGGGAUCGGGAAUGUGCAGGGAUCGGGAAUCAAUCCA
Molecule: messenger RNA, 1919 nt
Organism: Camarhynchus parvulus
Lineage: Eukaryota; Metazoa; Chordata; Aves; Passeriformes; Thraupidae
Gene: IGF2BP1
Product: insulin like growth factor 2 mRNA binding protein 1
Biological process (GO): nervous system development; regulation of gene expression
Cellular component (GO): cytosol; cytoplasm; nucleus
Molecular function (GO): mRNA 3'-UTR binding
Source: RefSeq, a predicted model, not a curated record